Clavispora lusitaniae ATCC 42720 is the source of this 1257-nucleotide messenger RNA. RefSeq names its product ribosome dissociation factor. Gene Ontology annotation, biological process: ribosome disassembly; nuclear-transcribed mRNA catabolic process, non-stop decay; nonfunctional rRNA decay. Gene Ontology annotation, cellular component: cytoplasm. Lineage: Eukaryota; Fungi; Ascomycota; Pichiomycetes; Serinales; Metschnikowiaceae. The record is from RefSeq and is a predicted model, not a curated record.
AUGUCAAGUAUUCUUAAUAAAUCACCAUCUCAUACUUGCAACAUGAUUGGAGAUGCGCAGGUGUUAAUUUGCUGUGCCAAUCUGCACACCACUACUCAAGUUUUGAAACCACUGCAAAUGAGGCUUCUAGACAAGACAAUCGCCCUUGAAAAGGAUAAAAGCGGUUCUCUUUCUCUUGUUCCGCAAGAUAAAGAAGACUUAUGGCAGCUUUAUAACCUUGUGCAAAAAGGUGACGUUGUUGAACUUUCAACUGUUCGAAAUGUCAAAAAGACUGAAGGUGGGAAAGCUGAACGUGUUCACGUUCGGUUGAAGUUGGCUGUCGAAAACGUUGAAUAUACUCCAAGUGACGAGGUGAUGAGGAUAAGAGGAAAAACAACGGAGCAGAGCGAAUAUGUCCCCAACCAGAGUUAUCAUACAGCAGAGGUACAACUAAACAAGCCACUUAAACUCAACAAACCCGAAUGGGAUGAGAUUAGCUAUGGAAUCGUCCUCGCAGCAUCUUCUGUUGAGAAGAAAGCUGAGGUCGGUGCUGUGGUUUUGCAAGAAGGUGUGGCACACUUAUGCUUGCUAACAGAUACGAUGACAGUUCUUCGAAAUAAAAUUGAAAAGGCAAUCCCUAGGAAAAGUAGGGGUGAUGCAGGUGGAAGUGCUCAUGAUAAGGCAAUGGCGAAGUUUCUUGAUAUGGUUCAGUCUACUGUGAGCCGCAACUUUGACUUGGAGAAGUUGAAAGUUGUAAUUCUAGCAUCUCCAGGUUUCACAGCAGGCGCAUUGCAAAAAGCAAUUUUCGAUGCCGCAAUAAAAGAAGACAAUAAGCUUAUAUUGAAAAACCGCUCCAAGUUCCUCGUGGUUCAUUCUUCUACUGGUUACCUUCAAGGUUUGGAAGAAGUGUUGAAAGAUCCUACUGUUCAGAAGAAUUUGAACGAUACCAAGUUUGCCCGUGAAGCAGCAGUGUUCGAAGAAUUUCAAAAAGUCUUGAACGAGGAUGAUGAUAGAGCUUGGUAUGGACCCAAGGAGGUUGCGAAAGCAGUUGAAAUGGGUGCUGUGAAGUAUUUAUUGCUCACCGAUUCACUUUUCCGAAGCGAUGACAUCUCUGAGAGGAAGCAUUAUAUCAGCUUGAGUGACGAGGUAAAGAACCAAGGUGGGGAAGUCUUCAUUUUUUCAACUUUGCACGAUUCGGGUGAACAGCUUGACCAGUUAACUGGAGCUGCUGUCUUACUCAAAUACCCAAUGGAUUUGUACGAAUCGGACGAGGAAUGA